Cydia amplana is the source of this 1394-nucleotide messenger RNA. Its product is annotated as dual specificity protein phosphatase Mpk3-like. The coding region runs from base 196 to 1374 and encodes 392 amino acids. Gene Ontology annotation, cellular component: cytosol; cytoplasm. The transcript has 6 exons. Gene Ontology annotation, biological process: negative regulation of MAPK cascade; protein dephosphorylation. Lineage: Eukaryota; Metazoa; Arthropoda; Insecta; Lepidoptera; Tortricidae. Gene Ontology annotation, molecular function: protein tyrosine/threonine phosphatase activity; MAP kinase tyrosine/serine/threonine phosphatase activity; MAP kinase tyrosine phosphatase activity. The record is from RefSeq and is a predicted model, not a curated record.
UAAGUGUUUUUAAAUUUAGAUGGAUUCUCGCAUAGUUAAAUACAUGUUUCUAAUAAAUAGAUUAAUCGUGAAACCAGUGUUGACAACUAUGACCGUGUGUAUAUCUUUAGUUUACAUGGUUUCCAUGCAAUAGUGCAACAAGCGUUCGAGUCGCAACGGGCCCGUGUAAACAGAAGAAAGAAUUUCGGCUGCAAGAUGCCUACGGACUCGGAAUGCGAGUGUGAGACGGUGUCGAAGGAAUGGCUGCUCGCGAAGCUGCGGUCGGAUGAGAGAGACACGGUGCUAAUUGACUGCCGGGGCUCGAACGAGUACGCGAUGUCGCACAUCCGGUCGGCGGUAAACUUCUCCAUCCCGAGCAUCAUGCUGCGCAGGUUGGCUGCGGGCAAGAUCGAGCUGGCGUCGACGGUGCAGUGCAAGGAGCUGAAGGCGCGCAUCGUGGCGUGCCGCGCGCGAGGCACGUUCGUGCUGUACGGGGACGGCGCGCCGCGGGACCCUGACACGGUGCACGGCAUCCUGCUGCGCCGCCUCAAGCAGGACGGCGUGCAGGUCGUCUGCUUGCAAGGUGACUUCCCGGAGUUCCACCGCGCCUAUCCGGAGUGGUGCAGCGAGGCGGGCGCCCAGCAUGUGCCGCACCUGCCGCUCAUGGGGCUGAGGUCCCUGCGCAUCUCGGGGUCGGGGUGCGAGGAGGGGCUGUCGUCGGGCUCGUCCUCGGAGUGCGAGGAGCCGCACGCGCACGCGCCCGACUUCCCCGUCGAGAUCCUGCCCAACCUCUACCUCGGCAACUCCACCAACAGCGAGGACUGCGACGCGCUCGCCAGGCACAACAUCAAGUACGUGCUGAACGUGACGCCGGACCUGCCCAACGCCUUCGAGGCGGCGGGCGGCGACAUCAGCUACCUGAAGAUCCCCAUCGCCGACCACUGGAGUCAGAACCUGUCCGUGCACUUCCCGCAGGCUAUACGGUUUAUUGAGGAGGCGAUGUCGGCGCGGUGCGGCGUGCUGGUGCACUGCGUGGCGGGCGUGUCGCGCUCGGUGACGGUGACGCUGGCCUACCUCAUGCAGCGCCACCGCCUGUGCCUGCGCGACGCCUUCGAGCUGGUGCGCGCGCGCAAGACCGACAUCGCGCCCAACUUCCACUUCAUGCGCCAGCUGCACGCCUUCGAGCGCGACCUCGGCCUCCACGAGCGCAGCGCCAGCCUGAGUAAGGUGCUGGAGGAGUUGGGCGUGCGUGAGCUGGCGUGCGCGGCGGACGACACGGGCGCGGCGGCGGCGGCGGCGCCGUGCGGCUGCGCGGCCGCCGCGCCCACGGGCGUGUCGCCGGACUCCGGCAUCGAGUUCGACCGCUGGAGCGCGGCGCGCGACACGCCGCAAUGACAGUUCUUCGCGCCGCCGUG